This is a messenger RNA of Linderina pennispora, 1500 nucleotides long. Its product is annotated as DnaJ-domain-containing protein. Gene Ontology annotation, molecular function: Hsp70 protein binding; ATP binding. The record is from RefSeq and is a predicted model, not a curated record. The coding region runs from base 70 to 1302 and encodes 410 amino acids. Gene Ontology annotation, cellular component: cytoplasm. Lineage: Eukaryota; Fungi; Kickxellomycota; Kickxellomycetes; Kickxellales; Kickxellaceae. Gene Ontology annotation, biological process: response to heat; protein refolding. The transcript has a single exon.
UUCCUCUGCUUCUCUUUCCUCUAGACACCCCUGUAUUCAAUCACCAUUAAACACACCCUUUUCUACAACAUGCAGCGAUCCGCAAGCUGUAGCGGCACCCGCAGCCUGGCGAGCAUGCUCUUGGCGGUUCUCUACCUUAGCACAUUGCUCUUCGCGACACUGGCGAUGGCGGGCAAGGACUACUACAAAAUCCUGGGCGUAUCGCGCGACGCGUCCCAGUCCGAAAUCAAGCGGCAGUACAAGACACUGUCGCGGAAGCACCAUCCGGACAAGAACCCGGGCGACGAGGCGGCGCACGAGCGGUUCAUCGAGCUGGCGCAAGCAUACGAGGUACUGAGCGACUCGGAGAAGCGCGAAAUCUACAACCGGUACGGCGAGGAGGGACUGAAGAACCAGGGGGCGGGCAAUGGCGGGUUCCACGACCCGUUUGAUAUUUUCGCGCAGUUCUUUGGCGGCCAUGUCAAAUUCGACCGACGCGGCGGGGGCGGCAGGGCGAAGCCGCGCGGGCCGGACGUGCACAUCCAUGUGCCGGUGACGCUGCUGGAGCUGUAUGCGGGGGCGGAAAUCGACGUGGAUAUUUCAAAGCAGGCAAUCUGCCCUCACUGCGACGGGUCAGGAGCGGCGUCGCCGGACGAUAUCGACACGUGCAGCACAUGCGGCGGCAGCGGCGUGCGGAUUAUUAAGCAGAUGCUGGGUCCUGGGAUUGUGCAGCAGAUGCAGACGACGUGCGAUGAAUGCCACGGCAAGGGGAGGAAGGUGACCAAGGAGUGCCCGCACUGCAAGGGGACCAGGGUGACGCGCGCCAGCGACCAGCUGACGAUUCGCGUGGAGCCAGGCAUGGCUGACGGCGAGCUCGUGGCGUUCGAGGAGGAGGCAGACCAGCAUCCAGACCAUGAACCGGGAUCGGUCGUGUUCCAUCUGCAGCAGGAGCCGCACAAGGUGUACGAGCGGCGCGGCGACGACUUGUAUGCAGAGGAGACGAUCACACUGGCGGACGCGCUGGUAGGGUUCGACCGCACGCUGCUGCAUGUGGACAACAAGUCCAAGGUCGAAAUCGCCAGGAAAGCGGUGACGCCGCCUGGAUACGUGCAGCGGCUAGCCGGCAAGGGAAUGCCGAGGCGCGGGGCAGGCGCAAGCAAAUUCGGCGACCUGUUUGUCACAUACUGGAUCCAGUUCCCGAAGGAGCUGGAUGCGGCCAGCAAGGACGAGGUGCGGCGGCUCUUUGGUCACGAGUCGAAGGCCAAGUGGGAGCCCAAGAAGGACGGCCAGCGCCAGGCACGGCAGACACACGAUGAGCUCUGAGGGAAGGUUAAUAAAUAGUAGUUGCUAGCGAGGUGAGGAAGCUAAAAGCAAAAAAGCUAGUCGGUCUUGACAGAGCAGAUCAGAUCGCCAGCGCUCAGGGCGUCGUUGAUGGCAAUGUCGAGGUUCUCGAUGACACCGUCUGCCGGGGCACCGACAACAGUCUCCAUCUUCAUGGCGCUGAGCACACACACGGGCUGG